This is a messenger RNA of Podarcis lilfordi (Lilford's wall lizard), 30614 nucleotides long. The record is from the annotation of a GenBank genome assembly. Lineage: Eukaryota; Metazoa; Chordata; Lepidosauria; Squamata; Lacertidae.
AUGAUCCCAGAGGAAGAGAGCCCCCCCGGAGGGGAAGCGGACGCCGACGGAGGGCUCCCCCUCCUGCUGCUGCCCUGCGACGGGGGCAGCGUGCGGAAGGUGAGCCGUGGGGUGAGAGGAGGGCUGGCAUUGACACCGACCGGCCUGCGAGUGGGUGGCAGAGCCGGGUAUUCUCAUUGCCCACCGUGUGGUUGUAUUGGGUACCUUUGUUUAUCUGAUGUGUCGUUUGAGAUCCACCGUCACUUCUCACAUAAUGUUGCCGGUGCUUCCUAUGAAAUGCCAGGGCUUUGCAGAAACGAGGUCCUUCUCUAUGUGCCGUUGCUGAGAGAGGUGCAGAACGUGUGAACGGGGCCUUUUCGGUGGUGGCUCCCUGCUUCUGGAAUGCUCUCCCUAGGGAGGCAUGCCUGGCGUCGUCCCUAGCUACUUUUAGGCACCCGUCGAAAGCAUCUCUUUUCAGCCUCUUGGCCUUUAACCGAAAGAGUUUUAUAUAUUGUGGCCUCUUUUAGUAGGUGGGAUUUAUCAGACCACCUUCUGUGUUUCCAAAUGCUUUUAGCUUCUGUUCAGUUUUAGUUUUAUAUUGGUUUUAAUUUUUGUGUUAUAUCGUAAGUUGCGUUUGCUUUUUGGUUAGAUACGCGAUUAAUAAUUGUAAUACAAAAAUCAGUUUUAAAAUUGGACCUCGGAUAGAAUAAUAAUAAUUUUAUUUUUUAUAUGCUGCCCAUCUGACGGGGUCGCCCCAGCCACUCUGGGCGGCUCCCAACAGAACAUUAAAAACACAGUAUAACAUCAACCAUUAAAAACUUCCCUGAAUGGGGCUUUCUUCAGAUGUCUUCUAAAAGUCAAAUACUGGUAGUUGUUUAACGUAGACUGGAUGCUGACUUUGCUCAAUGCGUUUUGCAACCUACUUUGCAGUGGAUAAACCACAGGAUGUGGGGAGAUGACUUGGAUGGAAGUGGGACUGGGAGCCAGGAGGUUCAAGUCCCCAGGAGCUCUGAAAAACCCACCUUGCAGAAAUAAUAAUAAUAAUAAUAAUAAUAAUUUAUUUUUAUUUAUACCCUGCCCUUCCCGGUUCAAAAACCAGGCUCACAACAGAUUUAAAACACUUUAAAACACUUAAUUAUCAAAGCAGUAUAAAAACAUGAAUAACAAUAAAAAUCAAAAAUCAAUUAGAUAAUUCCCAGGGCUAGCUGGCUGAAUUGGUCCUACUUGGGCCAGCGAGGAAACCAGGGGAGAAUUAGCUGUGGGGUCUCAGAGCGGGUGAUCUUCAUAAAAGGGGGGGGGGGGGCGGAGAGAAGGAAAAUAAAAGAUCAGGCUGAAUUCAAAUUAAAGGCCAGGCAGAAUAGCUCUGUCUUACAGGCCCGAUGGAAGGAGGUUAAAUCCUGAAGGGCCCUGGUCUCGUGGGACAGAGCAUUCCACCAGGUUGGAGCCAUCACUGAGAAGGCCCUGGUCCUGGUGGAGGAUAGUCUGACUUCCUUAGGGCCCGGGACCUCUAAACUAUGGACCUUAAGGUUUUCUGCAGGGCAGACCAGGAGAGGCAGUCCCGUAAAUACGCGGGCCCUAAGCCACAAAGGGCUUUAAAGGUCAAAACCAGCACCUUAAACCUGACCCUAUACUCCACCAGGAGCCAGUGCAACUGGUAAAGCGCUGGGUGAAUAUGCUCCCAUGGCAGGGACCCCGUGAGGAGCCUCGCUGCAGUAUUUUGCGGCAGCAGUAAAUGAAGAUGUCGCAAAUGAAGAUGUGACCCAAACACACCUGUACAGGAAAGGUAUAGCUCAGUGGCAAAGCCUCUGCUAAGCCUUCAGACUCUCCCAGUUCCGUUCUCUGGCAUCUCCAGCGAGAUUUGGGAAUCCUACCUGCCUGGAACCCUACUCAGCUGCCCAUCAGUGUAGACAACACUGAACUCAAUGGACCCCGGGUUUGACUUGCUGGAAGCUAGCUUAUCCUGCUUCAAGCCAGCUCCAGCUCCAAAGUAAAGGGACCCCUGACCAUGAGGUCCAGUUGUGACCGACUCUGGGAUUGCGCCGCACAUCUCGCUUUACUGGCCUAUUUAUCUACUUGCAGUGGCGUGCUUUCGAACUGCUAGGUUGGCAGGAGCAGGGACCGAGCAACGGGAGCUCACCCCGUCAUUGCGGGGAUUCGAACCGCCGACCUUCUGAUCGGCAAGUCCUAGGCUCUGUGGUUUAACCCACAGCGCCACCCGCGUCCCCGCAGCUCCAAAUUGUUGUUGUUGUUUAGUCGUUUAGUCGUGUCUGACUCUUCGUGACCCCCCUGGACCAGAGCACGCCAGGCACUCCUGUCUUCCACUGCCUCCUGCAAAAUGGUCAAACUCAUGCUGAUAGCUUUGAGAACACUGUCCCACCAUGUCGCCCUCUGUUGUCCCCUUCUCCUUGUGCCCUCCAUCUUUCCCAACAUCAGGGUCUUUUCCAGGGAGUCUUCUCUUCUCAUGAGGUGGCCAAAGUCUUGGAGCUUCAGCUUCAGGAUCUGUCCUUCCAGCGAGCAGCUCCAAAUUAGUCAUGCUUUAAAGUGAAACCCACAGUCCUUUUCCUUUUCUCUCUCUCUUUCUGUCUCUCUGCCGCCCUCUGAUCCGUCUCCAACCGGCUUAGGCUAAUGUUUUGUGCUAGAGUUUCUUUCCUCAGGCUGGGUGACGGCUGUGUUUUUGGCAGCGAUUCGUGUCUGUUAAUAAACGAGUCCCGGCCAAAAAAAAAGAGCGAGGUGCACAUGGCUGGUCUGUGGCCGGGCUUUCCAAGAGGAAGUUUCUGGUUUGGCGAAGCAAAUGCCUUCAAAACUGCAACCCAGCUACCCGGGAGGCCCAUGUGGGCUGAAGCCUGGUGGGAAAGGCCACGGAGGCCGUCCUUUUCCUCUCAUUCCAUGGUUCCACUUGUAAACACGUUGCUUAAUGCUUGGCUUCCAAACAGCUUUUGAACAUUCCGAAUAGGGUGCCUAUUUUGCUUUCUCCGUCUGGUUAUUCGCAUGCAUACUUCUUCUUCUUUACAUUUGCUGACAUACACGCACGGGAAAAAUCACUUUCUGUGGCUGCGUUUGCAAGACCGCUGCGUCAGAUUCGUUUCUGAGGACUGUACAGUGGUACCUCGGGUUAAGUACUUAAUUCAUUCCAGAGGUCCGUUCUUAACCUGAAACUGUUCUUAACCUGAAGCACCACUUUAGCUAAUGGGGCCUCCCGCUGCUGCCGGAGCACGAUUUCUGUUCUGAUCCUGAAGCAAAGAUCUUAACCCGAGGUACUGUUUCUGGUUAGCGGAGUCUGUAACCUGAAGCAUCUGUAAUCUGAAGCGAAUGUAACCCGAGGUACCACUGUAUUCUCUCUUUCCUGGCUUCUGCCACCUUCCUUUCCCUGCAGUGAUGCUUUCCUCUCCUUCCCCAUCCAGCUGUAAAGUAAAGUAAAGUGACCCCUGACCAUUAGGUCCAGUCGUGGCGGACUCUGGGGUUGCGGCGCUCAUCUCGCUUUAUUGGCCGAGGGAGCCGGCGUACAGCUUCCGGGUCAUGUGGCCAGCAUGACUAAGCCGCUUCUGGCGAACCAGAGCAGCGCACGGAAACGCCGUUUACCUUCCCGUCGGAGCAGUACCUAUUUAUCUACUUGCACUUUGACGGGCUUUCAAACUGCUAGGUUGGCAGGAGCAGGGAUAAAGUAACGGGAGCUCACCCCGUCAUUGCGGGGAUUCGAACCGCCGACCUUCUGAUCGGCAAGUCCUAGGCUCGGUGGUUUAACCAACAGCGCCACCCACGUCCCUUGUCCAGCUGUACCUCUCUGCAAACUCUUUGUUAGCAUGUUGGGGGGGCAUUGCGCAUGACACGGAGGCAAGCUUGCGUUUGGUGCACUCGGACAGGGAGCUGCUGUCAACCUGGUUCCACGAUGAUCGUACGCAAACACGCUUGCCUCAUUUUUAGUGGUUCAUUUAAGCCAGGCUUUCCCAAAAGGCGGUUUUUUGGACUGCAGUUCCCAUCACCCAUGACCACUGCUCCUGCUAGUUAGGGAUGAUGGGAGUUGUAGUCCAAAGACAGCUGGAGAAACCAUGACUUAAGUCAUCUUAAAGCGGGUUUUUGAAUUGUGUGAGGUGGUUUUAGCAGCACGAUCCUGCGCAGUAAGAUUGUUGUUGUUGUUGAGUCGUUUGGUGGUGUCCGACUCUUCGUGACCCCAUGGACCAGAGCACGCCAGGCCCUCCUGUUUUCCGCUGCCUCCCACAGUUUGAUCAAACUCAUGCUGGUAGCUUCGAGAACACUGCCCAACCAUCUCGUCCUCUGUCGUCCCCUUCUCCUUGUGCCCUCCAUCUUUCCCAACAUCAGGGUCUUUUCCAGGGAGUCUUCUCUUCUCAUGAGGUGGCCAAAGUCUUGGAGCCUCAGCUUCAGGAUCUGUCCUUCCAGUGAGCACUCAGGGCUGAUUUCCUUCAGAAUGGAUAGGUUGGAUCUUCUUGCAGUCCAUGGGACUCUCAAGAGUCUCCUCCAGCACCAGAAUUCAAAAGCAUCAAUUCUUCGGCAAUCAGCCUUCUUUAUGGUCCAGCUCUCAGCCUUCUUUAUGGUCCAGCAGCAAGAUUACAGGACGGGUAAUAAUUAGGAACGUCGGAAACUGACCUCCCAAGUCAAACCAUUGGUCCAUCUUGUUCAGGAUUGCUCACACGGAAUGGCAGCAGCUCUCCAGGGUUUUCAUCGGAAUCUCAAUUUUCUAGCCUUUUCAGGUAGAACAGGAAAUGUCUGGAGAACUGCUUCCAAUCCACAGUACAGUCGUACCUCAAAAGUCGAACAGAAUCUGUUCCGGACGUCUGUUCGACUCCCAAAACGUUCAGAAACCAAGGCGUGGCUUCCGAUUGGCUCCAGGAAGCUCCUGCAGCCAAUCAGAAGCCACGGAACCCCCAUCAGAUGUUCGGGUUUCAAAGAACAUUCGCAAACUGGAACACUCACUUCCGGCUUUGCAACAUCCGGGAGCCGAAACGUUCAACUCACAAGAAGUUCGACUUCUGAGGUACAACUAUAUUGUGCUAGAUGGACAAAAAAAAAAGUCAGCUUCCAUUAUUCCUGUAUCAACUACAUGUUUGUUUACUGUUUAUAUUGCCAACUUUCUUAACAGCAGGUGGACAAAAUCUAAAGGAAACGCUCCAAACGGGAAUAACUUUUCAGCAUACGUAACAUGCCUCCAGUGGGAUUUUGGGUGUGUUCCAAAUUCAGAGUUUCUCCAGCUACUGGCAAUUUCGAAAACACAAGUAACUUAAGACAAUUUUCAGAGCUAACAUUUCCCUAAGUCACCAACCUGUUGGUUUAGUGGCGGCGGCUGAUGUUGUCUCCCAACUGGUUUACGUUAGAUUUUUUUUUUUAACUUGUUCCCUGGUGACUCAAGCAGAAAUGAAAAGGAGAAGAGCACACACAAGUUCACGCAGCCCUCGGCAACCCGUCCGGGUGCUUCAAAAUUUCCUGCCUUAGCAGUGAACGGUGUCGGUUGAAUCCACGAACCUGCCUGGACUUGCAAAGCGACUCACCUCUCGGGCUUUAAAAAACCCACAGAGGUCUCGUGGGGAAUCAGAUUAUUCACUUGCGGGUUUUGUUUUCCGGUUGAUAUCGGGCGCAGUUGCUGUUUUGGAGAAUAAUAAUUCAAGGAAGAAGGAGAAAGAGCAGGUCACAAAGACCCAUGGAACUUGCAGGGGAGAGAGAGGCAAGAGAUUAUUGUGGGUGGCUGCAUUACUGUGAUUGGGGACGAGGACUGAUAGGAUAUGUCAAAGGCUUUGCAAAUGCCACACACAUACUGAGAUCACGCAUGCAGGCUUGCACUGUUUUGGCUCGCCUUCCCAUGAUAUCUGCGUCUAGGCAGUCAUUAAAAUGAAUUGGAAUUGAUAUUUCUUUUAUUAUGGUUGUUUUAUAAAAUUGAUGUUUAAAGAAUUAUGUAAGAAUAUUAUGGUUAUGAGAAAUUGGUAAAAAUAAGAUUUAAGUUUUAAGUUUUAAGGUUUUCAUAGUAAGAUAAGAUUAAAAUAGAUUAAGGUAAAGUAAUGGCAGAAUAUUAUGAAAUAUGGAAAGGAUUUGCUGUGACAAUUAAUAAUCAGGAUACAGAAAAAGGGAGGAGGAGGAGGUCAAAGAAAGAAGGUAAUGACAGUUAAAGUAUGAGAAUAUUGGAUUUGUUUUUAAAUGUUUGUGGUAUAUUUUUGUUUUUUAAUUGUGUCGGGUUAUUUUUUGAUUUUGAUUUUUAUUAAUCUGUAUUGUUUGACUGUGGUUUGUCUUUUCUUUAUUUUUUCUUUCCUUUUUUCUUUUUUGUUCUCUUUUGUAAUUUUAAAAUUUUCAAUAAAUAUCAUUAAAAAUAAAAAAAAAGAAUUGGAAUCCAGUGCCCAAGAAGCACCAGGUGUUUGAUGAAAGGAUGGGGGCGGGGUUCCUGUCCUUAAAUAAUAAUAAUAAUAAUAAUAAUAAUAAUAAUAAUAAUAAUAAUAAUAAAUUUUUAUUUAUACCCCGCCCUUCCCGGUUCAAAAACCGGGCUCAGGGCAGCUAACAACAAAUUUAAAACACUUAAUUAUAAAGGCAGCAUAAAAUACAGUAUAAAAACAUGAAUAACAAUAAAAUUCAAAAUUCAGAAAUCAAUUUAGGGGAAAUAAGCAUUAGAUAAUCCCCAGGGCUAGCUGGCUGAAUUGGUCCUACUUGGGCCAGCGAGGAGGCCAGGGAAGAAUUAGCUGUGGGGUCUCAGAGCGGGUGAUCUUCAUAAAAGGAGAGGGAAGAGAAGGGAAAUAAAAGAUCAGGCUGAAUUCAAAUUGAAGGCCAGGCAGAAUAGCUCUGUCUUACAGGCCCUGCGGAAGGAGGUUAAAUCCUGCAGGGCCCUGGUCUCAUGGGACAGAGCAUUCCACCAGGUCGGAGCCAUCACUGAGAAGGCCCUGGCCCUGGUGGAGGAUAGUCUGACUUCCUUAGGGCCCGGGACCUCUAAACUAUGAUUAUUCAUGGGCCUUAAGGUCCUCUGCGGGACGUUAUAAUUUACUGAAUUAUAUCCCACCUUUUUCUCCAAGGAGCUCAAGGUAGUGUACCUGGCGUUCCCCUUCCUCAUUUAAUCCUCACAGCAACCCUGUGAGGUAGGUUAGGCUGUGAGGCAGCAACCAACCCGAGGCCACCCAGUGAGUUUCAUGGCUGGCUGUGGGAUUCGAACCCGGGUCCCCCCAGGUCCUAGUCUGAUAUUCUUAACUGCUGUGCCACACCGGCUGUCAGUAUUACGGGGGUUGAAGAAAAUUCAGGCAAAGUACCCAGGCUUAGUGAAGUAUGAACCCUGAAGCCUUUUCCUGUGCUAGGUGGAAAAAAAUCAAUAGAAUCAUAGUUUUGCAGAGUUGAAAGGGACCCCCAAGAAUAAUCUAAUCCACCCCCCCAGCGCCCCUGCAAUGCAGGAAAUGAUGUCUUUCGAAACAAAUCAUCAAACCCUCUCGAAGGAGUUGGAAGAUUCACAAGUGCACUGCAUCUUGCAAAACAGAAAAGCUGCUGUUGUCUUUCCUCGUUUUGUUUUGCGCGUGCGAAUCUAAAGCCGAACCCCGUUGUUGCAGACUGGGCGGUCGGAUCUUUAAAAGGCUGAAGGCCACUCCGUUUGAAAGAAACAACUACCGUAUUUUUCGCUCUAUAACACGCAACAGACCAUAACACGCACGUAGUUUUUAGAGGAGGAAAACAAGAAAAAAAAUAUUCUAAACGAAAUAGUGGAUAUAUGAUUUUUGUGGUUCAUGCUGUGGCCACAGACAUGUGAUCUGACAGUGAGUUUGGAGUAGCCCAGUGCAAAAAUCCUGAGGAUCCAUGUGGAUCCAUGCUUUGUAACCACGGAGGAGGGAAGGAAGGGGAACCAUGGAUCCUCUGCUCACGACUGCAGAUCCCCCCCGCCACCCGCAGGCAUUCGCUCCAUAACACGCACAGACAUUUCCCCUUACUUUCUAGGAGGAAAAAAGUGAGUGUUAUGGUGCAAAAAAUACGGUAUAUCUGACUUUUAGAAGACAUCUGAAGGAGGCCCUGUGUUGGGAAGUUUCUAAUCUUUGACGUUUUAGUAUGUGCUGUGAGCUGCUCAGAGCGGCUGGGGAAACCCAGCCAGAUCUGCGCGGUUGUUGUUGUUUAGACAUUUAGUCGUGUCCGGCUCUUCGUGACCCCCUGGACCAGAGAACGCCAAGCUCUCCUGUCUUCCACUGCCUCCCACAGUUUGGUCAAACUCAUGCUGGUCGCUUCGAGAACACUGUCCAACCAUCUCGUCCUCUGUCGUCCCCUUCUCCUUGUGCCCUCCCAACAUCAGGGUCUUUUCCAGGGAGUCUUCUCUUCUCAUGAGGUGACCAAAGUCUUGGAGCCUCAGCUUCAGGAUCUGUCCCUCCAGGGAGCACUCAGGGCUGUUUUCCUUCAGAAUGGAUCGGUUUGAUCUUCUUGCGGUCCAUGGGACUCUCAAGUCUCUUCCAGCACCAGAAUUCAAAAGCAUCCAUUCUUCGGCGAUCAGCCUUCUUUAUGGACCAGCUCUCACUUCCAUACAUCACUACUGGGAAAACCAUAGCUUUAACUAUACGGACCUUUGUUGGCAAGGUGGAAGUAUUGUUAUUUAUUUGCAUUGUGCAUGCAAAUAUAAGGAACUCUUCCAGUCCUUCAGAGAUAGAUAGAUAUAUUUUAAAGGGCAUUUGUCGUUUCAAAAGCUGCUGUGGGUGAUAUGAUCCUUGCAUGCACAUAUAAGAGGGAUGGAGGCAGCGGCUGCAGCCGGCCAGAUUGCAUGCAUUGUGAUUCAGAUAGGGUUGCUAUGGAGACCCCAACAAGUGGAGUGGGGAACUUGUGAUAGGGCCCAUUACCGUUAUCUCCCUGGCUGGAUAAUGCUGUUUUGUCACCGAGGACUUAAUACAUCUGUUUCCUCUGCACGAUUCCCCAUCUUGGCUCUCUGCCUGCCACAAGCCAGCUCUUGUUUUUCCAGGUUGGGAACAGACACAGACUGGGCUUCUCCUCUCAUCAGUCCAUUUGCGAGCUUUGAGCUGUGGUUCUUUUAGCUUGGGGGUCAGGAACCCGUGGCUGUCCAGAAAUCAUAGAGUCGGAAGAGGGACCCCCAGCCUUCAUCUAGCCCAACCCCUUUGCCAUGCAGGGAUCUCAUCCGUGGGGCCACCCAACCUCUGCUUAAAAACUUCCAGGGAAGGAAAGUCCACAACAUCCCAAGGGAAGCCCGUUCCCCUGUCGAACGGCUCUUCUGCUGUCAAAAAGUUGUUCCUAAUGUUUCGUUGGAGUCUCCUUUCUUGUAAAUUGAAGCCCUGGGUUCGGGUCCCGCCCUGCAGAGCAGCAGAAAACAGGCUUGCUCCAUGUGACACUUCUUCUGUGGGGUGUUAGGUAUUGGGGAAAUACCUUGCUUGCGCUUGAACAAGCACCUGUUAGAAGAAUUUUAAGUUCUUAGAUAUGUAAUAAUUGUUCAUGGAUGUACCAAGCAAACAUAUACAUAAAUAUAUAAACGACAUGUCUGAAACACCACAGAAAAAAAAAGUCCUGAACAAAGUGACCUCAAAUAUUUCUCUGCAAGGCCAAAGUGGGAAACCUCCCCAUUGUCUUUUUCCUCACAAAUCCUGUCUUAAGGGCACAUUUAAGAUAUGAAUAGGGUGUGAGCCUGUGAUCUGGCUCAGGAACUAAGUAUUUAUCAUUACAAAAGACUGGCCAGACUCCCUAGGCAAUCCAAUCAAGUGACCAUUAAACAGGUAAUCUGCCCGACAGGAGAUAAACAACGCACUCAGAUUUCUGUUGUAGACCACCCCUUCUGUGAUGUAGGUAUGAUGUGUUUGGGGGGUGGUCUUGAGCUACACCCCUUUUUGUGAUGUAUGUAUGAUGUUUCUAGCGGUGGUCUUGGACUCCAGGGCGGGCAAUUUAAAAUGUCUAUAUAAGGGCGGGCACACCUUUGUUCUGGGUCCUCCUCCUUUCUCCUGUCUGUGAGGGGCCAAUAGUGGAAUAAAGAUCAAGCUUACUAGGUGCUUUGCUUCUCAAUAUUCUCUGGUUGGCCUCUGUUAUUUUCUCCGACCGAUGGAGAACCUACAAAGGACUCCACAAGGGCUCUUGUGUACCCCAUAAGAGAAUAAGGACAGAUUUUCUUUAUUACACACUCUCCUGCACCCAUUGACCGAAAUGUGUGGCAAACACAGUGACUUACACAUUAAAGCCUUUGGCCAAAAAAAAAAAAGUUUUGCGAGUUUGAGCACUGUUUCUUCUGCCAGUGGGAGCCAGUGGGUAGGGUUUCCAUACGUCUGCAGUAUCCCGGACAUAGCCAGGAUCUGGUCAUUGGAAACAGUGUCCGGGCGGAAAUCGCAAAAAUGUCUGGGAAAAUCUGGAUGUAUGACAACCCAUGUCGGAAGUGUAGAUAUUGCCGAAUUUCAUUAAAAAAUAGCUCAAAAAUUCAGCACAGCUUCAGGUUUUGGGUACAGUGGUACCUCAGGUUACAGACACUUCAGGUUACAGACUCCGCUAACCCAGAAAUAGUACCUCAGGUUAAGAACUUUGCUUCAGGAUGAGAACAGAAAUCGCAUGGCAGCAGCGGGAGGCCCCAUUAGCUAAAGUGGUACCUCAGGUUAAGAACAGUUUCAGGUUAAGCACGGAGCUCCGGAACGAAUUAAGUACGUAAACAGAGGUACCACUGUACUCUCAUAGACAAAAAACCAUGGUGUCAAGUGCUAAGAAUAAACCCUUUUUUGCAACCCACAGUUGAUCUGUAUUGGCUGUGUUACUAAUAGAGGCCACAGUGGGGUGGUAAUUCUUGUCAACCAGUUUCUGUAGUAAUUAAAUUAUUGUGUUUGGUCACUAUUUUGAAUAUUCGUAAGAAAGUUUGUGAAAUAAAUCCAUUUCUAAGACUGUAUUCCCAAUUAUUGUUUUCGGGGGGGAAAUAGCUCAGAAAUGGCUUCUUCUUUUUUUGAGAUUUUGAAAAAGAAAAAAGCAAGCUCAACAGCUUUGUGGCCCCGCGAAAAACCCCCCGUUUUUUCUUUCUGGAGAACCCCCCGUUUUUUCUCUCUGGAUUUUUGCUUUUUGAAAUAUGGCAACCCUAUGGGACACUCACUGCUGGUAUUGGAUUUCUCAUGAAGAAUCGAGAAGCAUCCCAUUGGUAGAGCUCCCUUGCCACUUAGCGCCCCCCCUAAGUAAUCCCACCUCCCCAGAGGUGCUUUAACCACACAGGAGAAGGCAGUUGUCACCAAGUUAGCGCCAUGCAAAUCGGGUGCUCCAGGAAAGCUUAUAACAUCUUGGAAGUUUCCUAAAAAGCCAAGCGACAACUGUCAGGUCUCCUUGAGCAGGGAGUUCCACAGAUGUGGUAAGCACUGCUUUCUGCAGCCAGUCGUCAGACUAAUUUCAUAAUAGCCUUAAUUCGCUAAUUUUGCUUUUCUUCUUCUCUGAAAAGGUCUCUGUGUGGGAGAAUUUCACCUUAAUGGCCGGAUCCUGUUUUAGUCUGCAGAAAAAAACACCCCCCACAAAAAACUGGGUACAAUGAAGUGCAUUGUGACAUAUUUUAGAAACUGCAAUCGAGGGAGAGGGCUAAAAAGUGAAAGGAUAUCAGGCUUAACUGCCGGGUGCUUGCAGAGUUUUAAAUAGCAAUUGCGCUUAUCUCUAGUAGGAAUUGUGGCCUUUGCUAGCUAGGUUUCAUUCUCCAGUGAGCAGCUGGCCCGUUUCUCCACCACCUCAGCCCCAAAGUGAGAGAAUCUGCUCUUAAAAAGUCCUUAACAGAUCGCUUCCAGGGGCCUCAUGUGGAUCACAUUUUAAAAGAUGUGUGUGUUUAGUCGUUUAGUCGUGUCCGAUUCUUCAUGACCCCCUGGACCAGAGCACGCCAGGCCCUCCUGUCUUGAGGAGGAGACUCUUGAGAGUCCCAUGGACUGCAAGAAGAUCCAACCUCUCCAUUCUGAAGGAAAUCAGCCCUGAGUGCUCACUGGAAGGACAGAUCCUGAAGCUGAGGCUCCAAGACUUUGGCCACCUCAGGAGAAGAGAAGACUCCCUAGAAACGUUCUUUGGAACCCGAACGUCCGACAGGGGUUCCGCGGCUUCCGAUUGGCUGCAGGAGCUUCCUGGAGCCAAUCAGAAGCCACGCCUUGGUUUCUGAACGUUUUGGAAGUCAAACAGACUUCCGGAACAGAUUCCGUUCGACUGUACUGUGGAUUGGAAGCAGUUCUCCAGACAUUUCCUGCUCUACCUGGAAAUGCUAUAAAAUUGAGAUUCCGAUGAAAACCCUGGAGAGCUGCUGCCAUCGGUGUGGGUAUCCUGAACAAGAUGGACCAAUGGUUUGACUUGGGAAAGAAGUCAGUUUCCGACGUUCCUAAUUAUUACGCCUCUGUAAUCUUGCUGCGCAGGAUCGUGCUGCUAAAACCACCUCACACAAUUCAAAAACCCGCUUUAAGAUGACUUAAGUCAGGGUGUCCCAGACUUGGGUCUCCAGCUGUUUUUGGACUACAACUCCCAUCAGCCCUAACUAGCAGGAGCAGUGAUCAGGGAUGAUGGGAACUGUAGUCCAAAACCACCUUUUUGGAAAGCCUGGCUUAAAUGAACUACUAAAAAUGAGGCAAGCAUGCUUGCGUACGAUCAAUGAGAUGGUUGGACAAUGUUCUUGAAGCUACCAGCAUGAGUUUGACCAAACUGCGGGAGGCAGUGGAAGACAGGAGGGCCUGGCGUGCUCUGGUCCACGGGGUCACGAAGAGUCGGACACGACUAAACGACUAAACAACAACAGAGACCAGGAAUGAUAAGCAAGCAGCAUUAAUGUUUAUUGACACAGAGAAGGCCUUUGAUAAUAUUUCAUGGGAUUUUAUGAAAAGUAAUUUGGAGUUAAUGGCUAUGGGGCAAUGGGAGCAAAUAGUCUUUAAGGUCUAAGUAGCAUAGCAUUUAAAAGAAGGCAGUUGAGCUCCUGAAUUGAGGUGUGUGUUUGCGUGAAGUUUGCAUGGGACCAGGAGACAGACUGAUCUGGGGCAUGCGCUCAGGUUGUUUCCUGAGAACCUUCCAUUGGUCAGAGGUCCAAAGUCCACGAGUGGAAACUGAACUCCGGUUCGGGGCGCCUGGAAUAAAACAACUGUCGCCACUUUUUGUGCAGAACCAUUUUCCUAUUUUGCUGCUCUGUCAUCGUCCUGUCGCAAGGCUGGGCUCUCCUAUUUCGUGCUGGACAAUAGCUCGCCCUUAGCUUGCCCGUUCCUUUGCAGCAGUUCUGGAUUUUGACCCCUUCUCUCCUUGCACGGAGCCCGCCAGAUACAAUAAGACCGUUUGGUGGCGUGUUUCAUCGGGGCUCAGAGCAGCCAUGCUGCUCCUUUAUAGAUCGCCUUCCUAAUCCUCCUCUCUCAGAGGCAAUAAAUUUCACUGCUCAGCUCCGCUCAUGUAACUUAAUGACCCACCCAAGCCUCGUAAAUUUCCAGGGGUUGGUUUUGUUGUGUGUGUGAAGCCUUUUGGUUUUCUUUUAAAGAUAUGCAACCUGAACCGGCAGUCGCGGGAACAAAAGAAAAUAAAAGAUACGUCAGCACUCCUUUAGAAAGCCAGUGAGUGGCUAUUCCAGGCUAUUCCAAAGUCCUAAAAGACCUACAUUGGCUCCCAGUACGUUUCCAAGCACAAUUCAAAGUGUUGGUGCUGACCUUUAAAGCCCUAAACAGCCUUGGCUCUGUAGACCUGAAGGAGCAUCUCCACCCCCAUUGCUCAGCCCAGACACUGAGGUCCAGCACCGAGGGCCUUCUGGUAGUUCCCUCGCUGACAGGGAACCAAACAGAGGACCUUUUCGGUGGUGGCGCCCUCCCUUCAGAUGUCAAGGAAAUAAACAACUAUCUGACUUUUAGAAGACAUCGGAAGGCAGCCCUGUAUUGGGAAGUUUUUAAUGUUUGAUGUUUUAUGGUGUUUUUAUAUGUGUUGGAAGCUGCCCAGAGUGACUGGUGCAGGGUAUAAAUAAUAAAAAUUAUUAUUAUUAACCAUUAAGUGCUUUAAAAGAUCAAAGUUCAUCCAUCAGCCUAGGACCCACGUACCUACGGGACCGCCUCUCCUGGUAUGCCCCGCAGAGGACCUUAAGGUCCACAAAUAACAACAGUUUGGAGGCCCCAAGCCUCAAGAAGGUUAGAUUGGUUUCAACUAGGGCCAGGGCCUUUUCAGCACUGGCCCCCAACGUGGUGGAACGCUCUGUCACAAGAGACUAGGGCCCUGCGGGACUUGACAUCUUUAUGCAGGGCCUGCAAGACAGAGCUGUUCCGCCUGGCCUUUGGUUUGGACUUGGUCUGACCCUUAUGUUUCCCUCCCCUAAACAAUCUGAGCCAUUUAUUUGUUUUACGGGACAGGGAACAAGUUUGUUCCUGGCCCAAAAGGAAUCCUGACCCCCUUCGGCUGUGUUGCAAAGGCUCUCGCUGACCCUUUGUGCUCUUGCAAGGAAAGUGGGGCCUCGUCUGCCUGCCACGCUGGGUCUCUGACUCACCCACCCUGCUCAGAGGUCCCUUUCUUUGCUCCUCUGGGAAUCCUGAGAGCUAUGUGUCUUCAUUUACCGGAAUCGUGCAUCGGCACAAAAAGAUCUUCCCCUGUCACGUGGGCAGAGCUUUUGUUGCACAUUGCCACAAGCCCUGGAGAAACUGAAUCGCCUCUUUUUUUGUGGGGGCGCUUAAAAACAAGCCCACGUCUCUUCUCUUGUCUCCCCACCCCCUUCCUUUCCCAAUGUGUGCAAAUUCCAGAGUCUUUAUUUGGACGACUAGCCCCCUGGAUUCAGUGGGAAUCAACUCCCCAGUAAACCUUGCCCAGAAUUGCAACCUUAUGCUCAAGAUAGUCACCUUACCCAUUUUCGAAAGUUGCACGAGACAGAGAGGAACGUUGGACUCCCCUCCCGAUUUCUUUUCUGCCCAUUUUCAACUCUGGUCAGAUUCUCCAGGUUAUUGAAAUGUUACGUUACUCGCAACAGCACUUAGCCAGGAUAUAUGGGGAAGGUUUUUUUGGAUAUAUGGUUUUAAUUUCACAUCUGAGCACAUGAUGGAGGAGCUCAAAGUAUCAGCGUCCCCAGACAUCUGAAGGCAGCUCUGUAUCAGGAAGUUUUCAAUGGUUGACGUUUGCUGUGCUUUUAUUAUGUUGGAAGAGGCCCAGAGAGGCUGGGGCAAGCCAGUCAGAUGGGCACAAUAUAAAUAUUAUUAUUUUUUAAUUUUUGUUAUUAUUCUGUUGCUUCGCCUUAGACUUUCCAGGAGAGCCCCAAAGUCCGGCACAGAGCAAACCUGUCUCUAUGUCUCCAUCUGCACUGGAAAGUUACCGUAUUUUUUGCUCUAUAAGACGCACCAGACCAUAAGACGCACCUAGUUUUUGGAGGAGGAAAACAAGAAAAAGAAUAUUCUGAAUCUCAGAAGCCAGAACAACAAGAGGGAUCGCUGCGCAGCGAAAGCAGUGAUCCCUCUUGCUGUUCUGGCUUCUGGAAUAGCUGCACAGCCUGCACUCGCUCCAUAAGACGCACACACAUUUCCCCAUACUUUUUAGGAGGGAAAAAGUGAGUCUUCUAGAGCAAAAAAUACGGUAUUUGGUCUCUUCAUUUCACACUUUGUUUAUUUAUUCAUUUGCAUUCGUCAGGGGCCCAUAGACAGGAGUUUUCCGGGCAGUGUAGAAAGCCCCAGAAAGAUUAAAGAUCACACUUAACAUUAGGACAAAUUAAUAAGCAGCAAGCCAGAGGACUGUAAGAGCAAAACAAAUUCAUUUUUAAAUAGAGAGUCAAGAAAUGAUAACGCUGAAGCGAUGGUCUGUGAAAUUGCAGCGAUCAUGCAGGGGGACCGUGGAAUCAGAGCAGGAAAGGAUCAAAAGGACGCCAAGUUCACCCCCAUAUCUCAAAAGGGGUGUCACUGACUCUAUCCCAACAUAUCCAUUCCUGCCCCUUAAUUAUUGCAUUUUUAUCCCAUUUUUUGCUCCAAGGAGUUCAAGGUGACAGACACAGUUUUCCUGCUCCGAAUUGUAUCCUUAAUAAUAAUAAUAAUACAUUAUUUAUAUCCUGUCCUCCCCAGCCAAAGCCGGGCUCAGAGCGGCUAACAAUAGUAAAAGUAACACAGUUUACAUAAAACCACAAUCUGUUCUAAAAUCAAUUAAUUCUAAAAUGAAUUUUCUCAAUCAGGAAGCUGCUCUCCUUCCAGGAAAGUCAUGGCUUGGGGCAGUCAGUCUCAGAGUUGCUUCUGUGCUGAAGAGCUGGUGUGGGGAAUCCUUUGGCCCUCUCAUCACCCCCAACCACUGCUUGCCAGGGCUGAUGGGAGUUGUAUUUCAGCAGCAUCUGGCAGGCCAAAGGUUCCCCGCACCUAUUCCAGGGCAAACGUAUCAGGCAUAAGAAGAAGAAGAAGAGAAGAGUUUGGAUUUGAUAUCCGGCUUUAUCACUACCCAAAGGAGUCUCAAAGCGGCCAACAAUCUCCUUUCCCUUCCUCUCCCACAACAAACACUCUGUGAGUGAGUGGGGCUGAGAGACUUCAGAGAAGUGUGACUGGCCCAAGGUCACCCAGCAGCUGCAUGUGAACGAGCGAGGAAUCGAACCCGGUUCACCAGAUUACGAGUCCACCGCUCUUAACCACUACACCACACUGGCUCCCUAGGCCGCCUGGCUGUUUUGGGACUCCAGCUGAGCAUUGGCCGUGGUGCCUGGGGUUGGUGGGAGCUGGGAGUCCAACAGAUGGAAGCAACUUUCCUGUCUCCCCAUAUAUGGGGAAAGGUUGGAAUCACAAAGUGGCUACAACUUCCAGUGAAAAUCCGAAGCCAUAAUUGACCCCGACUCUCCAUGGGUGCAGAGGGGGCAUCGGCCAGCCGGAGAGGACACUUGCCAUCUGUCUGUGGGCUUCCUGAGGGCAUCUGGUUAGCCAUUGCGAGAUCCAGGAUGCUGAACUUGAUGGGCUUUUGCUCUGAUCCAGCAGGUCCCUUCUUAUCUAAAAAAAUGUAGUAUAACCACCGACAACUGGGAAACACUGGCCUGCAAGCGCUCCAAUUGGAGAACAGCCUUUACCAAAGGUGUCGUGGGCCAGGCAUAACAACAACCUUGUGAGGUAGGUUAGGCUGAGAGACAGGGGCCAACUGCUCCAGGCUCACUCAGCAAGCUGGUAACCACCUUAGCACUUUGGAAGUUGUUCAAUCAAAGUUUCUAAGGCAGAUUUUUUCUGUACCGCCAUGCGUCCCAAACGCAUCAUUGCGACUGGAGGCAAGUCUCCCUUUAGUAGAAGUACGGACUUGGCAAAGAACUCUUAACUUCUGGCUCCGCCUAAACUCAAAUCCCCCCGGUUUACUAUCCCUAGUACUUCAAGACUCCCAUAAAAAUGCCUGGCUUAAAACCCUCUAUCCAAAACUUCACUCUUGUGGCCUAUCCCCACAACACCUCCUCACUAUGGGCCCUACUAAAGCAAACAGGCUAACUGGUCAACGUCUAAAAGAUAUCGAGCAUCAGAACAACCUGGCCACUAUAAGGAAAUUCUGCCCUUGGUAUGUUUAGUUUCCACCUCUCCAUUUUGAUUCUCUGGCCCCAUAUCUGCACAAACGUAUUAUCCCAAAAUACAGACGUGCUUUUACACUUUCAAGACUGGAUGUUUUGCCAUCUGCGGUACUUGAGGGUCGAUUCCAAAAGAUCCCGCCUGAGAAACGUCUUUGCACCUGUGGAGACGGUAGCACCGAAACAGCGGCACACGUCCUCCUGUCCUGUACUCUCUACAAAGACCCGAGGAACGAGAUCAUCACCCCACUCGUACUAACCAUCCCAGGGCGCUCAACCACAGCCACAAUGUCCUUUCUUCUAUCAGAUCAAAAUGAGCAGAUAACAGCAAAGGUGGCUAGGUUCAUAGCAGAGGCAAUCAGAAUAAGGGCUGAUUCAGGACUUUAAAUUGUGCUCUUAUAUCAAAUUUCCUUUUGCGUAUACUGUAAUGUUUUACUGUUGCUAUGGCCAUUGGCUAAUGCGAAUAAAGUUUUAUCUCUCUCUUCAUGACUGAGUGGGGAAUUCAAACCCUGCUCUCUCCCCCAGGUCUCGAACCCAGUGUUUCCCAAACUUGGGUCUCCAGCUGUCUUUGGACUACAAUUCCCAUCAUUCCAUGACCACUGGUCCUGCUAGCUAGGGAUGAUGGGAGUUGUAGUCCAAAAAAACAGCUGGAGACCCAAGUUUGGGAAACGCUGCUCUAACCACUAAGCCACCACUGUCUCCUUCUGCCUGGAGAUGCCAGGAAUGGAAGCUGGGACCUUUUAUCGAAGUCCCUCUGGGCUAAGCAAUGUUUCUCCUCCUCUUUCUGCAACAGGGCUGUGAUCCGUUGGCGCAGACUCAGCGCAGCAAAUUGCAGCACCGCCGGGCGCGAAUCAACCAGCAGAUCAACAAGGAGAUGAGGAUGCGGGCAGGGGCAGAGAACCUCUUCAGGUUUGUUGUUCUUUGUCUCCAUCCGGUUGUUUUCCCCUUUCCAUCGUCGGGUGUAUUUGCAAGACGUUAAGGGCUAGAAACUUAACUCUGUGAACUGCCCUGAGACCUACGGAUGAAGGGUGGUAUGCAAAUUUAAUAAAUAAUAAUCGGGGGGGGGGGCUUCCCAAGGACUCGCUGCACCUUUUGCCGUGAUGCAGAAAGUCGGGCACAGUGUUCCAAAGCGUUUUGGUAAACCUAAGGUUUUAUCAGGGAUGCAGGUAGCGCUGUCGGUUAAACCACAGAGCCUAGGACUUACCGAUCAAAAGGUCAGCAGUUCGAAUCCUCGUGACAGGGUGAGCUCCCAUUGCUCAGUCCCUGCUCCUGCCAACCUAGCAGUUCGAAAGCACGUCAAAGUGCAAGUAGAUAAAUAGGUACUGCUCUGGCGGGAAGGAAAACGGUGUUUCCGUGCGCUGCUCAGAAGCGGCUUAGUCAUGCUGGCCACAUGACCUGGAAGCUGUACGCUGGCUCCCUCGGCCAAUAAAGCGAGAUGAGCACCGCAACCCCAGACUCAGCCAUGAUUGGACCUAACAGUCAGGAGUCCCUUUACCUUUUUAUAUGCUAUAUGGUAGUUUAUGGACCUAAUAGGUAUCUAAAGCCAUUUCUACAUGUUGCCGUGCAACCAGUCCAUGCAGAAUAUAGGCACCCUAUAUAUAGAAAGGAGCAAAACAGUGAUAUUUUAGGGAGCAGGCUAGCAGGCGGGGCCCAUGACUUACAUCAUAGGAGCCUACACAACACAAAACACUGUUGCUGUAUGUAGGUUUUAUUUUAUUUGUUUUUUAUCUUAAAUUUUGGAAAUGUACAGUGGUACCUCGGGUUAAGAACUUAGUUCGUUCUGGAGGUCUGUUCUUAACCUGAAACUGUUCUUAACCUGAGGUACCACUUUAGCUAAUGGGGCCUCCCGCUGCCGCACGAUUUCUGUUCUUAUCCUGAAGCAAAGUUCUUAACCCGGGGUACUAUUUCUGGGUUAGCAGAGUCUGUAACCUGAAGCGUCCGUAACCCGAGGUACCACUGUACAUCCAGGGUUUUUUUCCUUUUGAAUCUUUAUGGGGGCCCCAAGAAAGUGGGGCCCUAAUCUAUAGCUUUGUUUAGCUUAUAAUCUGGCGCUGGUUUUGCCCCAAGCAAGGCAGGGAGCUUAAAAGCUCUUUCCAUGCUAGGUUUGCCUGGGGUAAGGUAAAGGUAAAGGGACCCCUGACCAUUAGGUCCAGUCGUGGCCGACUCUGGGGUUGCGACACUCAUCUCGCUUUAUUGGCCGAGGUAGCCGGCGUACAGCUUCCGGGUCAUGUGGCCAGCAUGACUAAGCCGCUUCUGGCGAACCAGAGCAGCACAUGGAAACGCCGUUUACUUUCCCACCAGAGCGGUACCUAUUUAUCUACAUGCACUUUGACGCGCUUUCGAACUGCUAGGUUGGCAGGAGCAGGGACCGAGCAACGGGAGCUCACCCCGUCAUGGGGAUUCGAACCGCUGACCUUCUGAUCGGCAAGUCCUAGGCUCUGUGGUUUAACCCACAGCACCACCCGCGUCCCUUGCCUGGGGUACUUAGUGUGGAAAGAGCAUUUAAGCUCUCCGCCUUGCACAUGGGCUCUGGGAGUGCUGAGGAUGCUCUUAAUCUGCAAACACAGAGCAGUUCCCAGGGUUUGGGGAUGCAUGUUUUCAUUCUUGAAUAGAACCCUUUAAACCAAACCCCUGUUUUGAGAUAGUACUUCCUGAAACUCCCUCACUGGUGACUUUCCUUUCGGAGUGAAAGGCCGCCUAGAAAAAAAAGUUUGAUAAAUGCAUCCGUUAAACAUUGCAAACUGCAACAAAGUGUUGCAGCGUGGGUUGGUUCCUGUUCGGAGUUCUAGCCAGCCCGUCACACACCCCUCAACCCUUCCAAGACGUUCCGAUCUGUGCCCAGAAAGUUCAGCUCGGAUUCUGUGUUUGGAAGGCAAAACUAGCAUCGUAUGAGCUGUGACAGGGUUAGGAUCUGAUUCACGGAGCACAGAAGUGACUCAGCAGCUUCCCAGACUGGUUCUGGCCUCCACAGCAGCCUUUGGAGAGGUCAGGGGUUGACAGGUGAGCCAGGGCAGGCGAGGGAAGAUUGCAGCAGCUGCAAAAGUGCAACUCAGGUAACAGAUGGGGAAGAAGCUUGGUGCAGUUGUCACUUCAAAGCAAACUGAACCUGCAGAUUCCAAGACACAGCCAUCCUCUGAAACCCACACUUCCUUUGAAUUUUGCAAUUCUGCUAUCCAGACGAUUAAUGCAAAAUGUGUUUACUGGGACAAAAUGUGCAGAAAAAGGCAUUGAUUAAAAGCACUGAAGAAGUUGCAUUUCUGUUACUGUUUACUAUUGAAUUCUAGUGGAUUAUUGAAUAUUGAUUUAUUUGAUAUAAGUUGUUUAUUUUAAAAUAAUCAUAAUCAUAAUCAUAAUCAUAAUAAUUUAUACCCUGCCCAUCUGGCUGGGUUUCCCCAGCCAUUCUGGGUGGCUCCCAACAGAAUAUUAAAAACACAAUAAUAAUUAUUGUGACUUUUUCUUAGAUUCUUGCUAUUAAUGUUUGAUGUUUGAUUAUUAUUUUUACGUAUGUUGGAAGCCGCCCAGAGUGGCUCGGGCAACCCAUCCAGAUGGGCAGAGUAUAAAUAAAAUAUUAUUAUUUUUAGGAGUUGGCUUACAAAAACAUGUCUGUAAUGCAAGAUUGCAUAACAAUGUGUUUAUUUGGAAUAAUUCACCCUGAAAUGCUGAUGGGUGUUUACAGAGAACUUCCAUCACAGAUUCUGUUGGGGCAGCAGUUCAUCGUGCAGGUUCGGAGAUUUUUGUGCUUGUGUUUAAAUGGAGAAUCAGUGAUUGGAAGGAGCAGUUUUAAGGGGAACCAGGAAAGAUGUUGGAAAACAUGCUUUUGUAUUGACGGAUCCCCUAGGAAUAUGCUUUUUUAAAAUAAAAAAUAAAACAGUUGAGAGGCUUUCACCUUUCCUAGCUUUGGCGUGCUCAAGGCAACAUAAAACUUGCUGGGUUAGCAAGGGGCAAAUCGCUUGCACUCUCCUUUUCUCAAGCAAGGAAUCGAAAGCCGAAGCAGAUUGCCGGGAGUGUGGGAGUCUGGGAUUCUUAACCCUGCCGCCUGCUAGAGUUGGAAGAAUGCACAGGAGGCUCUGCGUCAGCUUCGGGAAAUAAUUGAGGAGCAAAACACCGGAUGUCCUGGGAGCUGAGAGGCAUCUUCUGGGUCGCCGACCCCAAACUCCUCCAGAGCUGCGGCAGGGACCCUCCCCAUGGCACUCUGCGCCAGGGAGUGAUGGAAUAGGUCUCUGAUGUUAUCUGCAGUGUUGGAGCUGCUUUGCCUUGGAAAUAGCAGUUUCCAUGAAUCACAAGGGGAGGGGAUGCUGGGCCGCAGAGAUGGUCCUUUGGCCCGAUCCAAAAGGACUUUGUUCCUCUGUUUUUCGGGGUCCAACCUAGCUGAGACCUAUUUGCAUUGUUGUUGUUGUUGUUGUUUAGUCGUGUUCGACUCUUCGUGACCCCAUGGACCAGAGCACACCAGGCACUCCUGUCUUCCACUGCCUCCCGCAGUUUGGUCAAACUCAUGCUGGUAGCUUCGAGAACACUGUCCCACCAUCUCGUCCUCUGUCGUCCCCUUCUCCUUGUGCCCUCCAUCUUUCCCAGGGUCUUUUCCAGGGAGUCUUCUCUUCUCAGGAGGUGGCCAAAGUCUUGGAGCCUCAGCUUCACUAUCUGUCCUUCCAGUGAGCACUCAGGGCUGAUUUCCUUCAGAAUGGAUAGGUUUGAUCUUCUUGCAGUCCAUUGCACUCUCACGUCUCCUCCAGCGCCAUAAUUCAAAAGCAUCAAUUCUUUGGCGAUCAGCCUUCUUUAUGGUCCAACUCUCACUUCCAUACAUCACUACUAGGAAAACCAUAGCUUUAACUAUACGGACCUUUGUUGGCAAGGUGAUGUCUCUGCUUUUUAAGAUGCUGUCUAGGUUUGUCAUUGCUUUUUUUUUUUUUUAAUAAGAUAUUUAUUGAGAUUUUCAAAAUAUUACAAAAUAAAAAUAAAAAAAGAAGAAAAUACAAAAUAAAAAGGGUUAAAAACAACUCAAUCUUUCCAUUACUUAUUUUUCAUUAGCUUGUUUCCCGGACUUCCUCACGCCACCCUUUUUUGUAUUCCAGUUCAGUUUGUUGGUUCAGCAAAUCCUUACCCUCUUUGUUUAUCCUAAUCUUUAAUCUUAAAAUAUUGUAACAUUAAAUUUUUACCUAUUAAUAAUCCAUUUUUCAUAUUCCCUUAUAGUAUUACAGCUGAAAACCACUUAAUUUCUAUCCAACAUCAUUCUAACAUUCAUUAAUUUUACAAUAUUUCUGUAGAUAGUCUUUGAAUUUCUUCCAAUCUUCUUCCACCGACUCUUCUCCCUGGUCUCGGAUUCUGCCAGUCAUUUCCGCCAGUUCCAUAUAGUCAUCACCUUCAUCUGCCAUUCUUCCAGAGUGGGUAGAUCUUGUGUCUUCCAAUACUUUGCAAUGAGUAUUCUUGCUGCUGUUGUAGCAUACAUAAAAAAAGUUCUAUCCUUCUUUGGCACCAAUUGGCCGACUAUGCCCAGGAGAAAGGCCUCUGGUUUCUUCAAGAAGGUAUAUUUAAAUACCUUUUUCAAUUCAUUAUAGAUCAUCUCCCAGAAAGCCUUAAUCCUUGGGCACGUCCACCAAAGGUGAAAGAAUGUACCUUCAGUUUCUUUACAUUUCCAACAUUUGUUAUCGGGCAAAUGAUAGAUUUUUGCAAGCUUGACUGGGGUCAUGUACCACCUGUAUAUCGUUUUCAUAAUAUUCUCUCUUAAGGCAUUGCAUGCCGUAAACUUCAUACCUGUGGUCCAUAACUGUUCCCAGUCAGCCAUCAUUAUGUUAUGUCCAACAUCUUGUGCCCAUUUAAUCAUAGCAGAUUUCACCGUUUCAUCCUGAGUAUUCCAUUUCAACAGCAAGUUAUACAUCUUUGACAAAAUCUUAGUUUUGGGUUCUAACAGUUCUGUUUCUAAUUUUGAUUUUUCCACCUGGAAACCAAUUUUCUUGUCCGAAUUAUAUGCCUCCAUUAUCUGAUAAUAAUGAAGCCAAUCUCGCACUUUAUUUUUUAGUUUCUCAAAACUCUGCAAUUUCAGUCUAUCUCCCUCUUGUUCCAGAACUUCCCAAUAUUUCGGCCACUUGGCCUCCAUAUUGAGCUUUUUCUGUGCUUUUGCUUCCAUCGGUGACAACCACCUUGGGGUUUUAUUUUCCAAUAAAUCCUUAUAUCUUAUCCAGACAUUAAACAAUGCUUUCCUGACAAUAUGAUUCUUGAAUGCUUUAUGUGCUUUGACCUUAUCAUACCACAGAUAUGCAUGCCAUCCAAAUACGUUGUUAAAACCUUCUAAAUCCAAAAUGUCUGUAUUUUCAAGAAGCAGCCAUUCUUUCAACCAGCAGAAAGUUGCUGAUUCAUAAUAAAGUUUAAAGUCUGGCAGGGCAAAUCCACCCCUUUCCUUUGCAUCAGUUAAUAUCUUAAAUUUUAUUCUGGGCUUCUUGCCCUGCCAGACAAAUCUAGAAAUGUCUCUCUGCCACUUCUUGAAGCAAUCCAUUUUGUCCACAAUUUGCAAUGUUUGAAACAAAAACAACAUUCUAGGCAAUACAUUCAUUUUUAUCGCAGCAAUACGACCCAGCAGUGAAAGCUUCAAAUUUGACCAAAUUUCUAAAUCUUUUUUCACUUCAGCCCAGCAUUUUUCAUAGUUGUCUUUAAAUAGAUUCCCAUUUUUUGCUGUCAUGUUAAUCCCCAGGUAUUUCACUUUCUUAACCACUGUUAAACCUGUCUCAUUCUGAAACCUCUCUCUCUCAAUCGGUGUUAAGUUUUUCUCUAAAACCUUGGUUUUUAACUUAUUCAGUUUAAAUCCUGCAACCUGACCAAAUUCUUGAAUCAGUUCUAAAACCCUUUUGGUACUAGAUUCUGGCUCCUGUAACGUCAAUACUAAGUCAUCUGCAAAUGCUCUCAAUUUGUACUGUUUGGCUCCGACUUGUAUACCUUUAACUAACUGGUCCCUUCUAAUCAUAUUCAGCAAAACCUCCAGGACCGAUAUAAAAAGCAAUGGGGAAAUUGGGCAACCUUGUCGUGUCCCUUUUUCUAUCUUAAAUUCUUCCGUCACCACAUUAUUUACAAUUAGUUUAGCCUUUUGUUCUGAAUAAAUUGCACUUAUACCGUUUUCAAAGCCUUGGCCUACCCCCAUCCCCUGUAGGUUCUUCUUCAUAAAACUCCAAGAGAUAUUAUCAAAAGCUUUCUCCGCGUCCACAAAUAUCAAAACUGCUUUAGUAUUUAUGUUCACUUCUAGUUUUUCCAAAAUAUCAAUUAUAUUCCUCAAAUUGUCAGACAAGUGUCUUCCCGGAGAAAGCCCGCUUGGUCUUUAUGAAUCUCUUCCAUCAACACUUUUUCAAUCUCUUGGCCAAAAUGUCUGCAAAAAUUUUGUAAUCCACAUUAAGUAAUGAUAUGGGGCGGUAGUUCUUAAGCUGAGUCUUUUCAGUCUCUGUUUUCGGUAUAAGUGUAAUAUACGCUUCUUUCCACGACUCUGGUGCCCUUUUCCCUUCCAAUAUUUCAUUGCAGACUUCCUUUAAAGGUUGUACUAACCACUCUUUCAAGGAUCUAUAGUAUCUAGAAGUCAGCCCAUCCGGUCCUGGAGAUUUGCCUAAUUGCAUAUUUUGAAUGGCACCUUCUACUUCCUGUUCAGAUAUUUUAUAAUUCAACAUUAAUUUACUUUCUUGAGAGAUUUUUUUGUAAUCCAUUUAUCUUCAGAAAUCGAUCUAUGUCCAUUUCUUUCUGUGGCCCUUGUGUAUAUAGUUGUUUAAAGUACCUCUGGAAACAAUUUCUAAUCUCAGCUGGGUUCUGUAUAUUCCUUCCUUCCACUUCUAAAUUUGUAACUGUAUUUAAUUUUUGUCUUUUUUUCAUUUGCCAAGCCAGCAAUUUCCCACAUUUAUUAGCUGAUUCAAAUGUUUUUUGUCUCAUUUGUUUAAUUUUCCAUUCUAUUUCCUGAUUCAUCAUUUCCAUAUAUUGUACUUGAUAUAACUUUAUUUCUCUCAAAAUCUCCUGUGACUUUGGUUUUGCUCUCAAUUUCUUCUCACUUUCUUUUAUUUUCUCCAAAAUUUUAUCUUUCUUCUCAUUUUGGCUUCUCUUCUUUAUUGCAUUCUGUUGUAUCAGAAACCCUCUCAUGACCGCUUUGCUUGCGUCCCAGAUUACUCUUUUUUCAACAUUAGUGUUCAUAUUUAUCUCAAAAUAGUCUCUCAAGGUUUUUUGGGCCUUUUUAUACACUUCUUCAUCUCUGAAUAAGGUGUCAUUCAUCCUCCAUCUGAAGGAGCCAGUUGAUAUUAGUUUCAUCUCCAUCCUUACAGCAUUGUGGUCGGAGCAGGUUUUUGGACAAAUUUCCACUUUCUUUAUCUUUGGUGCCAUUCCUCUAGUUACCCAUAUUUGGUCAAUUCUAGUCCAUGUCAUCUUGGCUUCAGAAAAGAAGGUUCCCUCUCUUCCCAAGGGAUUCUUUGUUCUCCAAGUAUCGAUUAAGUCCAAGUUGUCUGUCAUCUCGAAAAAUGUUUUCGGUAGUCUACCAUCCUUGGUAACUACCUGUCUUUGUGCCUUGUCCAUGUUUGUAGAUACUACUCCAUUCAUGUCCCCCAUCAAGAUCAGAUUGUAAUCCAAAUACAGUGGUGCCUCACAAGACGAAAAGAAUCCGUUCCGCAAGUCUCUUCGUCUUGCGGGUUUUUUCGUCUUGCGAAGCAAGCCCAUUAGAGGUUUAGCGGCUUAGCGCUACAGUAUUAGCGGCUUAGCCGGCUUAAAGAUCAGCUGAUAAGCGGCUUAGCAUCAGCUGUUAAGCGGCUUAAAGAUCAGCUGAUAAGCGGCUUAGCAUCAGCUGUUAAGCGGCUUAAAGAUCAGCUGAUAAGCGGCUUAGCACCAGCUGUUAAGCGGCUUAAAGAUCAGUUGAUAAGCAGCUUAGCAUCAGCUGUUAAACGGCUUAAAGAUCAGCUGAUAAGCGGCUUAGCCAUCAGCUGAUAAGCGGUUUAGCGGCUUGGGAAAAAGGGGGGGGGAAGGAAAAAAACCCUGCAGGAACUCGCAAGACAUUUUCGUCUUGCGAAGCAAGCACAUAGGAAAUUCGUUUUGCGAAGCACCUCCAAAACGGAAAACCCUUUCGUCUAGCGGGUUUUCCGUCUUGCGAGGCAUUCGUCUUGCGGGGCACCACUAUAGUCCAUUAAGGUCUCAUGCAACUUUUUAAAGAAUUCAGAUUUCCCCUCAUUCGGUGCAUAAAUUCCUACUAUCAAAAAUUUCUCUCCUUGAACUUGAAUUUCAAUUGCCACAAAUCUUCCUUGAUCGUCUUUAAAAAUGAAUUUCGGUGAUAGUCUCUCCUUAGCAUAAAUCACUACUCCUCUUUUUUUAACUUUGUCAGAUGAAAUAAACUCCUGUCCCAAUCUCUUGUUAAUCAAUACUUUCCUAUGUAGCCUUAUCACGUGUGUUUCCUGUAGACAAAUCAGGUCCAAUUGUUCCUUUUUUAAUAAAUGAAGAACACUUUUCCUUUUCCGAGGAGAGUUGAGGCCAUUACAAUUCCAACUUAAUAGUUGCAGAGCCAUGAUGGGGUUACUUCGCUUUACCUCCAACUGCGCCAAGUGUUUGUUCUUGUUCUGUCGGUGGUGUCACUUUCUCUGAACCAUGCAAUCCAAAAGAUAAGUUUGCUAUAUCUAGUAUUCCUCUUUCCAGUGCUUUUGGCUCUUCUCCAGAUUCCACUUCUUUCUGUAGAUCUUCUCCGUGGUCUUUCAAGAAUCUAUCUUUGUCAUUGACUGAUCUUAUUUUUAUCUUUCUUCCUUUAUAUUUAAAGGGCAGGCCUUGAGGGAAUUCCCACCUAAAGAUGAUUCUAUUACUUCUCAGAAGGGCAACCAAAUCUCCGUAAUUAAGCCUUAAGUCCAAAAGAUGUUUUGGAAUGUCCUUAAAUAUCUCCACACUUGACUCAUAUAUUUCCAGAGUCUUUUGGUAAUGCAGAUUCAAGAUUUUGUCUCUCUCCUCUUUUGUUCGAAGGGUAAUCAAACAGUCUCUCACCUUGUUCUUCCUUCCUCCUCUUCCAAGUCUAAAUGCACUCACUAUCUUAAAUUCUUCCUUCCUCAAAUCCUGUUGCCAGAAGUCUGCAAAUUCCUGCGUAAGAAAGUCAGUCAAGUUAUCUUUCUCAAGAAUCAGGUACAGCCCUGAUUCUCAAAUUUCUUUGUUUCUCCUUCAAUUCAAUCAUAGACAACGUCAAACCGUGGUCCUCGAGUUGCCUAUAUAUCGGUGGUAUCUUCUCUUGAGUAGCAGUUGCUAUGUCUUUUGCUUCUUCGGCUGUCUUUCGGGUCAAAGCAGAUUCCUGUAACAAUUUCUCAAUAGUCUCUGUAUUGGUAUUCACCUUCUGUCCCAAAUUAUUAAUACUUGUAGUAUUUUGGUCAAUUUUAACUGAUGCUUCGGCUACUUGUUUAUUUGUUCCAGCUACUUGUUUGGUUAAAUUUUCCAAAGAUUCAUUAAUUUUUCCUAGUGCCAGAGCCAAAACGUCUUCAGACGACAUUCCUUUUGGUUUAACUUGUGGGGGUGCAGCCCCUGAUAAUCCAGAUGGUCCAGAAGGACCAGAUGUUGAAGCUCUUCGCUGCGACCCAGUAUCUGUCCGAUAGGGUCUGCCAGACCUGGUAGUUUUUUCCUGAAUCAACUCUAACUUUCCUCUUCCAUCUGCCAUAACACUCUCAUAGAAGUCCAAGGUCAAUCCCACGGCUAGAAUUGGUUUUGAAAUGGAAAAUUCCCCUAGCCCAGUUGUUAUUGUAGCAAUGUCAAACCUCCUCUAGGGGGACACAGUAACAGUCAAAGCUUGCAACAUUUUUUUUUAAAAAAGUAGUCCUUAUAAAUCCCCCAAUUCACAAAAAAACAACAGUUUCAAUUGCACUUAAUCAGUUACUUUAAAGCCAGGAGAAGUCCAGAAACACUGUAUCUCUCUUGCAGAGUUAGCUGUCAAAAGUACUCUGUUUACCGAUAGUGCUUUUCACAGAGCGGCAUUCCUUGUCUCAGGGCAGUCCGUUCCCAGGUUCUAAGCGGUGGAUUUUAGCUUCCUUUCCCUCUUUUUUAUGCAGAUAAAUACAGUUCAAACCUUUCCCCCCUCCUCUCCUGCAAUCCGGAGGGGAGAUCGCUUUUCUGAUGUUAGGAUUUAAGUCUUUUUUCAAACGUCUUUCAAAGUUUCCGCUUUCAGUCUCUUUGCUUUGAUCUGUUUACAAGAAAGGAAGGCGGACUUCCUGUUUAUGCCUUCCCGCUUUGGUGCCGAAUUAAGUUAUUUUCCCCUUUAAAUCCAAUUUUAUCCUACUCACGGGUAGUUGCUUUCGAAGUCAAAUUGUCCCAGGAAAAAGUCAGCGCUCUCCGAUAACGGCUGUGCGGCUUCACUCCGCGGAAGAAGCAGUCGACUCUCAGCACCGCGCCGCUCACCCCGUCUCGCUCCGGAGCCCAUAAAAGGGUCCCUUUGCAGUUUGGGGGGGCGCAAAAGGUGCCCGCCGAGUCCCCACGUUCACAGGCUUCACCCGCCUGUGAUUUUUAGAGGGCUCCCGCUUCGCCGCAGCGGUCAGACCCAAUCCUGCGGAGCUGGUCCCUCAGAAACUCAGAGGGAAUCCGCCAUUACCGAUGGCGCCAACCCGGAAGGUUUGUCAUUGCUUUUCUCCCAAGAAGCAGGCGUCUUUUAAUUUUGUGGCUGCUGUCACCAUCUGCAGUGAUCAUGGAGCCCAAGAAAGUAAAAUCUCUCACUGCCUCCAUUUCUUCCCCUUCUAUUUGCCAGGAGGUGAUGGGACCAGUGGCCAUGAUCUUCGUUUUUUUGAUAUUGAGCUUCAGAUCAUAUUUUGCGCUCACCUCUUUCACCCUCAUUAAAAGGUUCUUUAAUUCCUCCUCACUUUCUGCCAUCAAGGUUGUGUCAUCUGCAUAUCUGAGGUUGUUGAUAUUUCUUCCGGCAAUCUUAAUUCCAGCUAGGGAUUCAUCCAGCCCAGCAUUUUGCAUGAUGAAUUCUGCAUAUAAGUUAAAUAAGCAGGGAGUUUGCUUUAGUGGGGCCCAUAGUGAGUAGGUGUUGUGGGGAUAGGCCACAAGAGUGAAGUUUUUGAUAGACGGUUUUAAGCCAGGCACUUUUAUGGGAGUCUUAAAGUACUAGGGAUAGUAAACCGGGGGGCUUUGAGUUUAGGCGGAGCCAGAAGUUAAGAGUUCUUUGCCAAGUCCGUACUUCUACUGAAGGGAGACUUACGUCCAGUCUCAACGAUGCAUUUGAGACGCAUGGCGGUAGAGAAAAAAUCUGCCUUAGAAACUUUGAUUGAACAGCUUCCAAAGUGCUAAGGUCCAAAUCUGAGCCCCGUAUAGUAGCUGUGCUUGGGGUUUAGUUUGGGAGACUUCUAAGGCUGAUGGUAUAUGUUUGCCACCCUUUGUAUGGAAAAAGCGAGUCAAAUUUCCUUUUCUGCGUAUACUGUAAUGUGUGAAUGCCCGGGGCAGUGUAGUGGGCAAAAGAGUGUGUGUACUCUGUGCUCUCCAGGUUAGAUUACUACAACACGGUCUCUGUGGGGCUGCCCUUGGAGGCAACUCGGAAAAUUGAGUUGCUCCAAAAUGCAGCAGGCAGAUUAUCAACUGGGGUUCUCUUCUAGUAGAUCUCGCGCAACCCCUGUUUUAAAACAGCUGCUCUGGUCGCCGGCUUGCUUCCGGGCCCAGUUCAAAGUGCUCACAUUGGUGUUUGAAGCCCUAAAUGACUUGGGCCCCAAAUAUCUGAAAGACUCCCUCUUACAGAUCCUCUUGGGUGCCGAGAUUGGCAGAGAGACGGGGCCUUCUCUGUGGUGGCCCCUCUGUGCUACGCAGCUUUUGGUGAAUGGUAGCUCCUCUGCCCUCAGAGACUUUGGGGUGGUGGCAUCUCAGAGAGACGGGGCCUUCUCUGUGGUGGCCCCUCUGUGGUGCACAGCUUUUGGUGAACGCUGAGGAUGCACCUCUUUAUCCUGGCCUUUGGCACCUGAAGUUCAAGUUUUUAGGACACCUUAUUGUUAGGGCUGCAAGUUGCUUUAAGUUGCUUUUAAUGCUGUAACCCUUAUUGGGACCUUAAGGUGGAAGGCGGAUAAUAAAUCAUUAAUAAUAAUAAAAGUAAUAGGAAGCAGCUCUGCAAGGUUAGCCCCUUUGCUGAUAGGUGUGAAACAAGUGGGAUGAAUAAGGUGGCAUUUUCUCCCUCCCCUGUUUUUUUAGGGCCACCAAUAAUCACAAAGUAAAGGAAACGGUUGCCUUAGAACUCAGUUACGUCAACUCCAACCUGCAGCUGCUGAAGGAGGAAUUGGAGGAGUUGAACAGCUGCAUGGAUGUCUACCAGAAUGACAGGUAA